AUGAGCCGCCAGUUAAAGCGCUUGGAGGGGGAAGGUGACACGUCGGGGAGAUCGGCAAGGAAGCAGGCUCCCAAAGCCGAGGGUCCCCCUGGCAGGCGCGGAGCCCAGCCUGGGCUGAAGGAGCCGGCCCGGGGCAGCCCCAGAACCGGGUCUCCCCGGAGGAAGGCGACGGAACGCCCGGGCCGCCGCGGGGAGCUGCAGGGACAGGAGCGGAGCGCCACAGAGAGGACCAGCGAGGGGGGGAAAAAGAGGGACCGGAGGGCCUCCUUCAAGGAGCAGAGGGCACCCCCACAGAAGGAAAAGGACGCUCCGAGGAAAGAGGAGACGAGGAAGAGGCCGAAGAAACCCAGAUCAUCUUCCUUGGCCUCCAGUAACUCUGGUGGGGAGUCCCUUUCUGAGGAGGAACUGGCCCGCAUCCUGGAGCAGGUGGAAGAAAAAAAGAAGCUCAUCGCCACCAUGAGGAACAAGCCCUGGCCCAUGGCAAAGAAGCUGACGGAGCUCAGGGAGGCCCAAGCCUUUGUGGAGAAAUACGAAGGAGCCUUGGGAAAGGGGAAGGGCAAACGACUCUACGCCUACAGGAUGAUGAUGGCCAAGAAAUGGAUCAAGUUUAAGAGAGACUUUGAUAAUUUCAAGACUCAGUGUAUUCCCUGGGAAAUGAAGAUCAAGGAUAUUGAAAGUCACUUUGGUUCUUCAGUGGCUUCGUAUUUCAUCUUUCUCCGAUGGAUGUACGGAGUUAACCUUGUCCUUUUUGGCUUAAUAUUUGGUCUAGUCAUAAUCCCAGAGGUGCUGAUGGGCAUGCCCUAUGGAAGUAUUCCCAGAAAGACUGUGCCUCGGGCUGAGGAAGAGAAAGCCAUGGACUUUUCUGUCCUUUGGGAUUUUGAGGGUUACAUCAAGUAUUCUGCUCUCUUCUACGGCUACUAUAACAACCAGAGGACCAUUGGGUGGCUGAGGUACAGGCUGCCCAUGGCUUACUUUAUGGUGGGGAUCAGCGUGUUUGGCUACAGCCUGAUGAUUGUCAUUAGAUCGAUGGCCACCAAUACCCAGGGGAGCACAAUCGACGGGGAGAGUGACAAUUUCACAUUCAGCUUCAAGAUGUUCACCAGCUGGGACUACCUGAUUGGGAAUUCAGAAACAGCUGAUAACAAAUAUGCCUCCAUCACCACCAGCUUCAAGGAAUCUAUAGUGGAUGAACAAGAGAGUAACAAAGAAGAAAAUAUCCAUUUGACAAGAUUUCUUCGUGUCCUGGCCAACUUCCUCAUCAUCUGCUGUUUGUGUGGAAGUGGGUACCUCAUUUACUUUGUGGUGAAACGAUCCCAGGAAUUCUCCAAAAUGCAGAAUGUCAGCUGGUAUGAAAGGAAUGAGGUAGAGAUUGUAAUGUCCUUGCUUGGGAUGUUUUGUCCCCCUCUGUUUGAAACCAUUGCUGCCCUGGAGAAUUACCACCCACGCAUUGGACUGAAGUGGCAGCUGGGACGCAUCUUUGCCCUCUUCCUGGGAAACCUCUACACAUUUCUCUUGGCCCUGAUGGAUGACGUCCACCUCAAGCUUUCUAAUGAAGAGACAAUAAAGAACAUCACUCACUGGACUCUGUUUAACUACUACAACUCCUCGGGUUGGAAUGACAGUGUCCCCCGGCCACCCCUGCACCCUGCAGAUGUGCCCCGGGGUUCUUGCUGGGAGACAGCUGUGGGCAUUGAAUUCAUGAGGCUGACAGUGUCCGACAUGCUGGUAACAUACAUCACCAUCCUGCUGGGGGACUUCCUACGGGCUUGUUUUGUCCGGUUUAUGAAUUACUGCUGGUGCUGGGAUCUGGAGGCUGGAUUUCCCUCAUAUGCUGAGUUUGAUAUUAGUGGAAAUGUACUGGGUUUGAUCUUCAACCAAGGAAUGAUCUGGAUGGGCUCCUUCUAUGCACCGGGACUGGUGGGCAUUAAUGUCCUGCGGCUGCUGACCUCCAUGUACUUCCAGUGCUGGGCAGUGAUGAGCAGCAAUGUCCCCCAUGAACGUGUGUUCAAAGCCUCCCGAUCCAACAACUUCUACAUGGGCCUGCUGCUGCUGGUGCUCUUCCUCAGCCUCCUGCCCGUGGCCUACACCAUCAUGUCCCUCCCACCCUCCUUUGACUGCGGCCCAUUCAGUGGGAAAAACAGAAUGUAUGACGUCCUCCAAGAGACCAUUGAAAAUGAUUUCCCGACCUUCCUGGGCAAGAUCUUUGCUUUCCUCGCCAAUCCAGGACUGAUCAUUCCAGCCAUCUUGCUGAUGUUCCUGGCUAUCUACUACCUAAACUCAGUUUCCAAAAGCCUUUCCCGAGCUAAUGCCCAGCUGAGGAAGAAAAUUCAAGCGCUCCGUGAAGUUGAGAAGAGCCACAAAUCGGUCAAAGGCAGAGCCAUAGCCAGAGAUUCAGAGGACAUGCCUAAAAGCAACUCCAAAAAUGCCACCCAGCUGCAGUUCACCAAGGAAGAGCCCAACCCUCACUCUACCAGCCAAAGCCAAACCCUGGACAAGAAGGCGCAGGACCCUGUGACCUCCAGUUCCACCAGCAGUACCCUGCUCUCUGGCCCCCGACACCUCCCUGGAUCUCGGCCCCCAGGAGUCAGACCAGAUUCUGGUCAAGCGCAGUCUCACACUCAUCCCUGGAGGUCAACCUCUGGAAAGAGUGCUCAGAGGCCUCCCCACUGACAGCUGGGACUCAUGGGAGCCUGCUUCUGGGACUGAUUCUUGAAUCCCCUGCCCCGCCUUUCACACCUACCCAAGCUGGCUUCUCUCUUCGGCUCUCCUCUCACACAAACAUGCAUUUUUCUCACCUCUCUUUUAACACGGGAACUUUGAUUACUUAGUCUCAAACCCUUGUGGGCUACCAAAAAUGAAGGACGAUGGCUUCCUCUGCAUUUAGGGGAGCAGGAGCCUUCCCUACACUAACUUCCCUUUCCAAUAUCUUGGUUACAGCAGCCCUGGGCCUCAUACUCCAGCGAUUUUCCUUGACUCCAGGCUUGGGGACAAAGUGGGUGAGGCAGUGACCUCCCUUAUAGACUUUUUCUAUGGUGCAAAUGUUGGGACCUAGGUUACUUCAAAUCCAUUAAAACAAAGGAGGAUGCGAAGGGGCCUUCAUUUCUGAUCAUCACCUCUCUCUGAGGGAUGGAGAAGCAAAUGAAAAUAAAGGUAAAUGAACCAAAGUCCAGUGAUAUGAGCAGGGAGAUUGGUGACACCCCAGCACAUAGCCUGGGAAAGGUGAUGCCAACUAAGCACCAAAGAAUGCAUUGGAACCUCUUAUCAGCAAGGCAAAGGAGCAAGGGAGUAAGUAACACAGUCCUUCUGAUCUAAUUGAAAGAAAUGUAAAGAUUGCUUAAGACAGAAAAGUCUUCUUCAUACACCAAAUUCUAAAAGGAAUUUGAAAACCUGCUUACUAUAUAAGGAAUCUUGGAGAUGGCUUCUUUGAAGAGUUUUACAAAGGGUACAAUGCAGAGCCUUGUUUCUGGGGAUAUGUCUGCUUCAUGUCGUAUCGUGGUUCUGUGCAUAAUGUGUCCUAGUAGGCAUAAGUCAGAGAGUUUAGACCAAUAAGAGGGCUUUGCCAACAGAGGCAAAGGCUUAGUAGGGUAGAAGUCACAGGCGAGGACUCUCCAACAGCCCUGGGUAUCUUACAGACAGGUCUUUCCCUUUCCUUUACUCUGUGAGCAGUGUGGCUUCAGGACCAAGGGGACAUUUCACCCUGUCUCUCCAAGUACUCUAAAGGGAGUCAUCUCCCUCAGUCAGCCAACCCCACUGUUAUAGCCACAACCCAAACAGGACCUCUAGGGCUUUCAGAGUAAUCCCCUACACCCUAGAUAUCAGGCAAAGUCUUGGUAAAAAGGGGAUCUUAGAGAGAUUUCAUAAGCUAAACAAUUAAAAUAAUCUCCAAUUUCCCUCCCGAUUCUUUUCCUUUCCCAAUUUAGAGCCCAAACUUCAUACACAACCUGUGAUGGAGUGGAAAUGGGACCAAGUGACCAAGAGAAACACAAUAAAUUAUUACACCUCUGCCCAUCUCCAGGCAAAGGAAGUAUUGUGAUGCCUCAUUUCCAUGGAAACCACAGCCAGCCCCCAACUGCCUGUGUCAUGUGCUUUCUUUUGAGGAAAAAAACAUCCUGGCCAUGAGCUUAUCUUCUUGAGACCUCACACAGGAAUCCAGGCAGUCUAGCCCAAGUAGUCAACACUGGUCAGCCCACAGAUAGCCAUCACACUAACCCCACCCCCGUUAUCCUGUUUGGGGAUAAAGCCAGCCCCUGGGGAAGGGAAUGAGAGGUGUACCUUCUUGAACCA
Molecule: messenger RNA, 4284 nt
Organism: Marmota monax (woodchuck)
Lineage: Eukaryota; Metazoa; Chordata; Mammalia; Rodentia; Sciuridae
Gene: Tmc2
Product: transmembrane channel like 2
Exons: 19
Coding region: 1-2670 (889 amino acids)
Biological process (GO): vestibular reflex; detection of mechanical stimulus involved in sensory perception of sound
Cellular component (GO): plasma membrane
Molecular function (GO): mechanosensitive monoatomic ion channel activity
Source: RefSeq, a predicted model, not a curated record